AAUCAGGCCUAUUCCAUGACGUUUACAACGUGGCUUAGGCGACUUAACGAAACGUGGCAUUCCUUCUCCAAAUUGGAAAGAGAUAGCGUCUUAGACCUUUAUUAAUUGUAUCAAUUAUUAGAUUUACUGGUUACAUCAUGUUUAAACUAACAUUACUCUCAAUCGCUUUGCUACUAUUUAGUCAGCUGGCACUUGUAUCAACAGAAGAACCAGAAAUUAAAGAGGAAGAAAGAGUUCUUGUUUUGGAAGACGGAAACUUUGACCAUGCAGUUAGUAACAACGAAUUUAUUCUUGUUGAAUUCUAUGCACCUUGGUGCGGACACUGCAAACAACUGGCCCCAGAAUACGCCAAGGCUGCCCAGAAGCUCUUUGAUGAAGGCUCCCCUGUAAAGUUGGGCAAGGUUGAUGCUACCGUUGAAAAGAAAUUGGCCGAAAAAUUCAAGAUUGGAGGCUUCCCCACUCUUAAAUUCUUCAGAAACGGAAACCCAACCGACUACAAAGGUGGAAGACAAGCCAACGAUAUUGUAAAUUGGGUAACUAAGAAGAGCGGUCCCCCAGCCAUUAAUUUGGAAAAUGUUGAAGCUGCUAAAGCUUUUGUUGACAAAGAUGAUGUUGUUAUUGUAGGUUUCUUUAAGAAUGCUGAAGAUGCUGAAGCAAAGGCUUUCCUUAAUGUUGCCGCAGCUUUUGAUGAUUUACCAAUUGGCAUUUCUUAUGAUGAAGCUGUAAAGAAGGAAUAUGAAAUGGAAAACGGUGUUUCAAUGUUCAGAAAAUUCGACGAUGGUAGAGUAAAUUACGAUGGAGAUUUAACUGUUGAAGAUGACUUGACCAGCUUUAUCAAUUCAAACCGUCUUCCAUUAGUCAUUGAAUUCACCCAAGCCAGUGCAUCGAAAAUCUUUAGUGGUCCAAUUAAAAAUCAUCUUCUCCUUUUCUUGGAAAAAUCUAGCGAAACUUUCGAUGAUCUUGUAGCCAAAUUCAAAGGAGCCGCCUCCAGUUUUAAAGGACAAGUUCUUUUUGUUUACUUAGACGUUGUUGAGGGUGAAAAUAAGAGAGUCUUGGAAUUCUUUGGUGUUAGCGAUAAAGAUGCUCCAACUGUUAGAUAUAUAUCAUUGGAACAAGAUAUGGCCAAAUUUAAGCAAGACUUUGAUGAUAUCAAUACUGAAAAUGUUAAAGACUUUGUUGAAAGAGUUAGAGAUGGAAAAGUUAAGCAACAUCUCAAAACCGAGAAUAUUCCUGCAGAUUGGGAUAGCAAAGCCGUUAAAGUCCUAGUUGGGGAAAACUUUAACGAUGUUGCCAGAAAUGCUGACAAAGCCGUUCUGGUUGAAUUCUAUGCACCAUGGUGUGGGCAUUGUAAAAAUCUCGAACCAAUUUGGAAUGAAUUAGGUGAAAAAUAUGCUGAGCGUUCAGAUAUUGUUAUUGCUAAAAUCGAUUCUACUGCAAACGAAAUUGAAAAUGUUAGCAUUCGUGGAUUCCCCACUAUCAAAUUUUUCCCUAAAGGAUCUGACGAAAUAAUAGAUUUCAAAGGGGAAAGAACUCUCGAUGGUUUCUCCAAAUUCCUUGAUGAAAACGUAGGAGUCGCUGCCGAUAAGAAAGAUGAACUUUAG
Dimorphilus gyrociliatus is the source of this 1601-nucleotide messenger RNA. NCBI's taxonomy places the organism in Eukaryota, Metazoa, Annelida, Polychaeta, Dinophilidae. The record is from the annotation of a GenBank genome assembly.